UCUUGCUCCUUUUCCCUCCCGCUUCCGACCGCUGCCCCCCUCCUCGCUCCACUCCCCAUGACGGCGACGGAGGCGGCGGCGGCGGCGUAGGGGACGGAUUCAGCGCGGCCGCACCAGUGCGGCAACCGGGGGAUCGCGUGGGAGCGAGAUGGCGGCGCCGGCGUCAGCGGCGGCCGGGCGCGGCGGGGGCAUGUCGUCGGACAACGCCAAGGGCCUGGUCCUCGCGGUGUCGUCCAGCGCCUUCAUCGGGGCCAGCUUCAUCGUCAAGAAGAUGGGGCUCAGGAGGGCGGCCGACUCCGGCGUCCGCGCGGGAUAUGGAGGAUUUUCUUACUUAGUGGAGCCUCUUUGGUGGAUAGGCAUGAUUUCUAUGAUUGUAGGUGAAAUCGCUAAUUUUGCUGCUUACGCAUUCGCUCCUGCUAUUCUUGUCACUCCUCUUGGUGCACUCAGUAUAAUUAUCAGUGCUGUACUUGCACAUGCCAUUCUACAGGAGAAACUGCACAUAUUUGGUAUACUUGGUUGUGUUCUCUGUGUUGUUGGGUCCAUCACAAUUGUACUCCAUGCUCCACAGGAGCGUGACAUUAAUUCUGUAAAGGAAGUUUGGGAUCUUGCAACUGAACCAGCUUUCCUUUGCUAUGCAGCUAUAAUAGUUGCAGCAGCCUUAGUGCUCAUAUAUUUUGUUGUCCCUCAUCAUGGUCAAACAAACAUAAUGGUGUACAUUGGAGUUUGUUCUCUUCUGGGAUCACUCACAGUUAUGAGUGUAAGAGCUCUUGGAAUUGCAUUGAAGCUAACAUUCUCAGGAACAAACCAACUAUUCUAUCCUCAGACUUGGGCUUUUGCACUAAUUGUGGCCACCUGUGUGAGCACUCAGAUUAACUAUCUAAAUAAGGCGCUGGACACCUUUAAUACAGCAGUAGUCUCACCAAUAUAUUACGUGAUGUUUACAUCACUAACAAUUAUAGCCAGUGUGAUAAUGUUCAAGGAUUGGGACCAUCAAAAUCCAACGCAAAUUGUUACAGAGAUGUGUGGUUUCCUGACUAUCCUUUCUGGGACAUUUCUUCUUCACAAGACCAAGGACAUGGCUGACAGUCCUGGACAAUCUUUCUCCACAGAACGGCUAAAGCAUGCUAGUCAGAAUGGGUUUUCCAUUGAAGUCAUGCCACUAAAAUGUCAAGAUUCUGUGGAUGAUGAGGCCUUGACGCUGUCACUUCCCAAGGCUGACAAUGGCUACCUAAAGGAAGAGCAUCCUCUUAGAUAUAAAUACUCGAGUAUUGUCUGAUAGAUAAUUCUUCGCCAACCUUUGGCAGGAUAUCUUGGGAAUCUUUUUGCUCACAACGAUCAGCCAAGAUUAAUUGAUUUAGAACUGGAGUAGGAGGUUUUACUUCAACCUGGCCUUGGAUAGAUUGAGAUCACAGAUUAUAAGUUGUCAACUAUUGCUUGCCUGUUUCUGGAGGAUGUUUUCUGCUAAGGAGCAAGCCAGAAAGAUGCCAAAUUCAGGCCAAAGAAGUGUUACUCAUCCAGGAAUACCAGUUCUGGAAAAGCAUUUGAAGUGUAUUUAGAGACAGUGGUGUUGUUCACUAUACUAUUUCUUUUUCUCAUUUUAGGUUAGCUGCAAUGUGAUCUUAUCUGAUUUCUAGGAAGUUGCUAUAUAGAAACGUCAGGCUUCAUUUUCUGUACCUGUAAUUACCUCAUAAAUUGCUGCCUGCUUGUCAAUGUGUAUACUGAGCCUGUGUAAGUAUCAAUUCAUACUUUAUGAUAAGCGACCCCUUCUGAUAAACAGUUGAUCACUCUAA
Molecule: messenger RNA, 1790 nt
Organism: Panicum virgatum (switchgrass)
Lineage: Eukaryota; Viridiplantae; Streptophyta; Magnoliopsida; Poales; Poaceae
Product: probable magnesium transporter NIPA4
Exons: 9
Coding region: 149-1276 (375 amino acids)
Biological process (GO): magnesium ion transport
Cellular component (GO): membrane
Molecular function (GO): magnesium ion transmembrane transporter activity
Source: RefSeq, a predicted model, not a curated record